AUGAACUUCCCCACUCAAUCUAUCAAGACCCGAGCAGUUCUACCAGAAGUCCAAGGUCUGUCAGGCCCCUCAUCUCGCCUGAACCAGUCCAACCAUAUUGCGUCCUACGUCACCCUGAGGAGGGGUCCUGGGGGCUCUGCAGCCAGGGAGAGACCUAAGAGUGCCUUGGAGCUCCUGUCGUCUCCUCCGGACGUCCUGCAGCUGUCGGGCGCUCAGCCUCGGGGCCGCAUGACGGCGGAGGAGCAGCUGGAGCGGAUGAAGCGCCACCAGAAGGCGCUAGUUCGCGAGCGCAAGAGGAACCUGAGCCAGGAGCGCUCCCCCUCCUCCACCGCCCAACGCUCAUCCUCCUCCUCCAGGCUGCCCACCAACACCUCGGACCCCCCGGCCUCCGUACGUUACCCCCCGCGCAGCAGCAGCAGCAGACACAGGGAGCUCCACCUCCACCACCACUGCUGCUACACUCUCCAGCCCCCUGGCACAUAACAACCUAGCUGGGAAUGCUAACACGCUAGCCCUCUCUGCUGCUCUGUGUAACCAAUGGUUGUUAGCACUAACGCGCUAAAGGGCAGGCUGGCUAGCUAGCUUGGUGAAUGCUUUAAGAACAAUGGGAGACAAAUGAGCACACGGGGAUUUGACGGGAAUAUUUGGCUAGUUUCGGGACUGGGACUGUCGCUCCCUUUUUAUUUUUUUAAAAGGUUCAGGGGUUGCCCUACCGCCCCACGGUGGGACCUCACUGACACAAUUCUGAAUGUAAAUCCACUAAGAUAUAAGGAAGGCAUCGCACUGCCUCUGUUUUACUCACCAGAAAGUAGAGAGAAGAGCCCAUGUAUGUACAUCUACAUACCGUGCACACUUUUAUUUAUUUACUGAGGGAUAUUUUCAGUAUACAGUUGUACAGUUAUAUUUUGUAGAGAUUUGGUAUAUAGAGCAUAUAGAAGAGUGGGGGGAAAUAAUCAGGUUGAUGAAAUGAAGGGAAAGGGCGUUGCUAGUGGCACAAAUCAUGAUUACACCUCCCUGCUUUCUUUUCUUCGAAUGAAAUCCAAGUGCCUUGUUUUGCCGAUGAUGUUUUUUGCCUUUGUCCCAAAUGUACCUCCUUAAUCAUCGUUUUUAAUUAACCGUGGUUUGUUUCAAAGCACUUCAGAAUCAUAGAAACGAUGCAAUGUGCUAGCUUUAAGGUUUCUGUGUAAGAGCAGAGUUCAGUUAGGAAGAUGUGCUGGUUUUAACCAAUAGAGGAAUACUUUGACAUUUAAACUAAAUCUAGUUUCAGUAUGGAAUGCUAACAUGCUAACAAUGCUAACAAUGCUAACAAUGCCUGGGUGAAAAGGUGAUAAUCCAAAAUGUCAAAGUCUUCCAUUGAGAUAACACGAGACAUAACAGAUUGUUUUUAUGGCUAACAGUGAUUUCUGCCAGUCAUCCGACUACAUUUCCCAUUAAUCAUUGAGUACAAUUGUCCGUGUAACAGUGAGCAAUACAUAGUCUGUAGCUCUCUGCCAUCUAUUUCCAGUGCAUAUAACCAUAAAGCAUAUUUUAUUUUCUCUACUCCACCAGCAUAAAACAUGUUUACACCAUUUUAUAUUUGAAUUAACCAACUCAUUAAUGCCGCCUUUUCUUCUUGUACAGAUUACAAGGUUAUUUUUUAUCGUUUGACAGUGGUUGGUAUUUACAUUGCUACGAUUAAAGUUGGGAAGAGAAUAAUAUAUAUACUCAUAUGUGAGUACUUUUAAGUGGCCUAUGCUGUGCUGUUUUAUGCAUCAUAAAUAUACAGGACAGGUUGAAGCAACAGGGCUGAAACGCAAUAAGAGAUAAUAAUAAUAAAUAUGAGCAAGGAGUGGACAACUUUACGUGGGAUAUUAGUGUGAACAAGGGGCUGUACAGUGGGGAUAUUUAAAUUAGGAUGAUUAUUUUCCUAAUUUAUGUCAUUAUUUUUGAUAAUUUGGAUACAACAAUUGUGAAAAAUACCUUAUAAUUAACCAGAUAUCCAAUUAAGUUCUUCAAAUGAGUUGUUUUAUGAGAGAAAAGGGACGUUAAUCAAUGCCCAUACGCUCCACUCCUUGUUUUCCCCACAUCUUGAGAGCUUUUCUGCCACAUUGCUUUUAUCCUUCCACAGCUACAUACAAUAUAUCAGAUCAAAGAUUUAAGAAAUAUAGAUCCAGGAGGUUCAGUUGAAGAGUAUAGAAAUAUAAUAGAGACCUUAGAGAAGUGAACUGCUAAUCACCUAAUUCUGUGUUAUCGAGAAGCAACGCACAACUCUUCCCUUUUCUAUCAUGUAGAGAUUUGCACUCGACAAUAAAGAGUUCCUUGCUUCUUGA
Messenger RNA from Notothenia coriiceps (black rockcod), 2309 nucleotides. Its product is annotated as pleckstrin homology domain-containing family A member 7-like. The coding region runs from base 1 to 483 and encodes 160 amino acids. The record is from RefSeq and is a predicted model, not a curated record. The transcript is spliced from 3 exons. Lineage: Eukaryota; Metazoa; Chordata; Actinopteri; Perciformes; Nototheniidae.